UGUGAACCACAUGGUUCACAAACAAAAAAUUAUUCAUUUUAGAGCAUGAAAUAAAAGAUGUGAUAUUUAAUAAAAGAGAAGAAUUAAAAAUAUUGAAAUUUUUUCUUAGGAUUCAAUGAAACAUUUUUGAAUUUCACAAGUUGAAAUUUUUCAAGACGACGAUAGUAAUCAAGAAGGCAGAAGGAAGCAAGGAAGACAAUCUUUAUCUCUCUCGCUCGAUUAUCAAUUCAAAAUUUAUAGGUUAUAAACCUUAAAAAGUACUCCACUUUUUUACAAUAAUAUAAUAUUAAAAAACUAAAAAUGUCAGACAGCUUUUCAGUUGAUUCACUGUCAGGUACAAGUGACGACAAAGAACUUCAAGAAUUUUUGAUGAUUGAAAAACAAAAGGCAACGAUAAAUGCUCAGAUUCACGAAUUUACCGACCAGUGCUGGGACAAAUGUGUGGAUAAAUUGGGCUCAAAAAUGGACUAUAAAACAGAAUCCUGUCUCACUAAUUGCGUAGAACGAUUCAUCGAUGUUUCACAACUAAUCACCGGCAGGUUUGCAAAAAUGUUACAAAGUUCUGUUAAUGGACUCCAGUAGUAGAUUUUAUCUACAAAUUUAUUAUGUACAAUUUAUUCGGUUCAUGUUGGUAGAUUUUUUGUUUUAUAAUUGUAAUCAUCUAUUAAAAUAAUGUAAUAAAUACUGUUAAUUGAA
Messenger RNA from Nilaparvata lugens (brown planthopper), 696 nucleotides. RefSeq names its product mitochondrial import inner membrane translocase subunit Tim8. The record is from RefSeq and is a predicted model, not a curated record. Lineage: Eukaryota; Metazoa; Arthropoda; Insecta; Hemiptera; Delphacidae. The transcript has 2 exons. Bases 301 to 582 code for a protein of 93 amino acids.